This is a messenger RNA of Chrysemys picta bellii (western painted turtle), 3265 nucleotides long. The record is from RefSeq and is a predicted model, not a curated record. Lineage: Eukaryota; Metazoa; Chordata; Testudines; Emydidae.
UCACUAACAGCAGCUUCCUGCUGCCUCAGGCAGGACUGGAAUAAAAGCCGGUGAUGGGUGGGGAAAGAGGGAACUGCGAUCCGAGCUGGUUCUUUGGAAGCUACCUUGCCGGCUGUUGACUGACCGAGAGAGAUUAACUUGUGGGGAAGGGCAGAACACAAUUAUCCGCCCUGCUCCUGCUCCCUGGGCCAAUCCACCCUUUAGGCACAGCUCCUGGAGGCGUUGGGAGGUUCCUGGCUGGAGAUCUUGACAUUGUGCGAUCCUCAGAUUUGAGGACAGAUUUGACAGACCAGAUCUCUCUUGGCCGGCCAGGAAGUCACAUUAUAAAGCGACGCUGCGCCUGUCUCCGUCCAAAGAGCACACGAGGCUGCGCACGCUAGAGCUGCAGCCCCUUGGCACGCAGGGGCCUUCCUGGAGCCAGCAGCCCCCACCGGCAUGGAGCGGCUGGGCAUCGCAUUGCUGCUGGUGACUGCAGUGACCAGCCAGAAUAACCGGAUCAUCGGUGGUGCCCCCUGCACGCCUCACUCCAUGCCCUGGCAGGCCGCCCUCUUUGUGGGCCCCCAGCUCAACUGUGGAGGGACCCUGAUUGCCAGGAACUGGGUGAUCACCGCAGCCCACUGCCACGUCAAUUGCCCCAUCAGUGUGCGCCUGGGAGAGCACAACAUCAAGCAUCUGGACUGGACAGAGCAGCUGAGACUCUCAGACAAAAUGAUCCUCCACCCCCGCUAUAACCCCGCCAGCAAGGACAAUGACAUCAUGCUCAUCAAAUUGCUCACCCCGGCUAACUUCAACAAAAAUGUCCAACCCCUGGAGCUACCUACCAGUUGCUCCUCCUCCGGGGAGGAAUGUGUGAUAUCCGGAUGGGGAACAACAAAAAGCCCUCAAUUGUACUUCCCACCUGUUCUCCACUGUGGCAACGUCUCCAUUUUCUCCAAGGAACUGUGCCGCAGUAUCUAUCCUCACUACUACACCGAGAACAUGCUGUGUGCUGGGGUGCUGGAAGGGGGAAUAGACUCGUGCCAGGGAGAUUCCGGGGGACCCCUACUCUGCAAUGGGAAACUCCAAGGCAUUGUGUCUUGGGGGACCCAGACAUGCGCACUGCCCAACAAACCAGGUGUCUACGUCAGCGUCUGUAAAUACAUCGACUGGAUCCGGGAGACUAUGAACAACAACUGAUCCUCGGUACCUCAGGACACUGCGGUAUCCCUCCCUCUCCGACCUGCGCUGCCGCAUAGGGUCCGUACAGUGCCGUUGCAGGUGCAUUAGCCAGAUUGUCCCUCCUGGCUCUGUGCACAGAUGUUAAAUAAUAAAGGCCCUCUGCUGCUGGGAGCGGUUAGUUCAUGGACGCACCACAUGAUUUCACGCCUUCUUCUUAGUGUAGCACCAUGCCCUGUAAGUAUAAUGCUUCACUGCAGCAUCUGGGCGCCUCACAAUCGCCAAUGUCUUUAUCCUCACACACCCAUUUGAGGCAAAGCAGGGCUAUUCUCCCCAUUAUAUAGCUGGGGAAACUGAGGCACGGAGCAGCUAAGCGAUUUGUCCAUGCUCACACAGGACGUCGGUAGCAGAGCAAUGACUUGAACCUGGGUCUCCAAGGUCAAGGUAUGUGCACUAACCACUAAGCCAUCCCACCCACCGUCCCUUGCUCCCCUUCCCUGUCAGCUGGUUGGAAAAGCGGGUCGCGUCAGAAAUGGAAUGUUCCAUGGGAAAAUGCAGAACUUCUCCUGGGGGAAGAUUCCAAAGUGUGGGUAAGCAGGAAACAACUACUUUCUCUUUCCCCAAUGGGCAGAAAAUGGGACAAAAGUUUGUGAAACCUCCCUCCCACUUUUUCAUUCUUUGGUGCUGGCCAAAGUUGGGAAAUAAUGUGAGACAAUAGGUUUCCCUCUGCAUUUUCUUUCUUUUUUGAACGUUUUCCCACAGGGAAACAGAAAUUUCCUGGUGGGAAAAUGUCAGAAGGGGGGUGUUUUCUCCCCUCCCCGGUGCAAAAAAUCUGUUGAACACCAAGAGCCAUUGACUUUGGAUGAGGAACUGAGUGGAGACACAUUUGAUCCCAGGCUCCCAGCAUGCAAACCCUCUUUGCCAUUUCAGAACGAGCCAGUAUCUCUGACCCAGCAGCCCUCGACUCGGCACAAGAACCUGGAGGUGUUGGGCAAAUGCAGAUUAAACCUUGGAAGAUCUAGUCCAGCCAGAGAGCCAGGCCCAUAGAAGAAAAAGGAGGCUCCUGAAACUACAACUUCCAUAAUGCACCAUGGUGGUUUAGCAAGAGGGGGAGACUGCGGUGCAUCAUGGGAGCUGUAGUCAAACCACGGUGCCUGGCCCAUAGAGGAAAAUGAGGGUACAAGGCACCUGAACUACAUUUAUUUACUUAUUUCCUGUUUGAACUAGGGCAGAUCUUUUAGAAAAAAACAUCCCAGCUUGACUUAAAAACAGCCAAUGAUGGAGAAUCCCCUACGGUCCUUGGUACAUUCUUUCAAGAAUUAAGUACCCUUCCUGUUAAAAAUAUAGCAUCGUAUUUCUAGUCUACAUUUGUCUCCCUUCAACUUCCAGCCAUUGGAUCUUGUUAGAUCUUAGCUAGAUUGAAGAGGCCUCCAUGAUCAAAUUGCUACUUAAGGGCUGGGAUCACGUCACCCCUUAACCUCCUCUUUGUUAAACUGAAUAAACCAAGCUCCUUGCGUGUGUCACUAUAACGCAUGGUUUCGAAUCCUUUACUCGUUCUGGUGGCUCUUCUCUGCCCCCUCUCCAACUGAUCAUCGGCCUUCUUGAAUUACGGAUGCCAGAACUGGAUGCAGUAUUCCAGCAGCGGUCGCAUCAGUGCCAAACACAACGUUCCACUCCAUGAAAGAGACAACAUGCAGUUUUCACACCACUUAAGAAAAGGGACAGGAGAGGCUCAUGCAGACCUUUGAGGCUUGUAUAAUCCUCAUUUCGCUUCCGUGCAUGAGCCCCUGUAUCGCUAGGCCGGAACGGGCAAAAAUCACGAGCUUGCGUUUAAAAAUCACGCGAUCUUUACAAAAAUAAUAAACGCUGGCUCACCAGUUCCGGUGUCCACAUCACUGAAGGGAAGUUGAACAAUGGCAGAGGGUGCAGAGAAGAGCCGCGGAAAUGAUCUGAGGGCUGCAGAAAAGGCCAGAUGUUAGGGCUCCCCUGCCCCCCCUUGGUUCUUAUCACACAGACAGAAACCAGAAGGCCACAGUCCAAAACGCAGGCAAUGCGAUGUUUAUUGCGGUUAACAAGCAAACAUAUCCAUAGCUCUGUACAGCAGUAGAGC